Messenger RNA from Acaulospora morrowiae, 1512 nucleotides. NCBI's taxonomy places the organism in Eukaryota, Fungi, Glomeromycota, Glomeromycetes, Diversisporales, Acaulosporaceae. The record is from the annotation of a GenBank genome assembly.
AUGACUGAAUCGUGGAUUGGUUAUGCAGUUGUUGGCUUGUUGGGUUAUCUCACCUAUAAAAUAUACAUUUAUCCAUAUUAUUUGUCACCUACCCGUAGAAUACCUGGUCCACCACCGGAAAAUUAUUUUUUAGGGAAUCUUAUCAAAAUAGCUAAGGAGGAGCCCGGCGAACCAUACCUCGAAUGGGCAAAAAAAUAUGGUAAUAUCGUCUGUUAUCACAAUGUCGCCAAUCGACCAUUCGUCUCCAUCACCGAUCCAAAAAAUUUGCACAAGAUUUUAGUCAGCAACGCUUAUGACUUCAUAAAACCUCCUCAGCUGUCAACCGACUUGAAGGCUAUCAUGGGUAAUGGGAUACUGAUGGCCGAAGGGAAUGUUCAUAAGCGACAAAGGAAAAUGAUGAAUUCAGCUUUCUCGUUUUCUAAUGUUAAGGAAAUGAUUCCUUCAUUUGUGCGUGUUGGAAGGCAAUUAGAAAAGAUAUGGAGAAGUCAAAUUGAUGAUAAAGAAAAAAAGAUAAUUAUUUCCCCAUGGUUGACGAAAGCCACUAUGGAUAUCAUCGGAUUGAUCGGAUUCGGCUGCGAAUUCAACAACCUCGAUUCAAAAAACGACAUCGUUCUUGCUUACGAAACUUUAUUUUCUUCAAAACGUACUCUACUCGACAUCGCAAUAACCCAAUUGGUCAGUUUCUUCCCAAAAGUUAGGAGACUUCCACUUCCUAGGAACAUUGUAAUUCGCGGUGCCAUCAAAAUAAUUGAAGAUAAAUCAAAGACAUUGGUUAAAGAGAGAAAACAACUUUUUCGUCAGGGAAAAAAUUUAAGCAGUAAGGAUCUGUUGUCUUCAUUAAUUAGCAUUAAUGAAGAAUUGCCGGUAGAAGAAAAAAUGAGUGAUCUAGAGCUGCAAUACCAGAUAAUGACAUUCUUGGUAGCAGGUCAUGAAACAACAAGUAGUGCCUUAUCAUUCAUACUAUACUUUCUCGCUCAAAAUCCUGAUGUUCAAGAUCACCUAAGAAAAGAAUUGUGUGAUGCAUUUCCUGAUCCUGAUUUCAUACCUUCAUUUGAUAAUCUAAAUUCAUUAGAAUAUCUAAGUUGCGUAAUUAAAGAAUCGAUGAGAAUUGCACCUUCAGUUCCGAUCAUUCUUAGGGCGCCAAAUGAAGAUCAUAUAUUUGGUGAAUAUGUGAUUCCGAAGCAUACACCAAUUGUGAUACCAAUAGCUGCAAUCCACAAACUCCCUGCAAUAUGGGGCGAAGAUGCUGAGGAAUUCAAGCCAGAACGAUGGCUAAACCCCAAUAUUUCCUCCGAAAUCAACAACCUAAAUUACUUACCAUUUAGCACUGGUCCCCGUUCCUGCAUAGGAAACAGAAUGGCAAUGGCUGAGAUUAAGACUUUGCUGUCAAUUUUGAUCCGAAGGUUUAGGUUUCGAAAAGUUGAUGGUUUCAAGUUUAGAAAAAGACUAGCGAUAGCUAGCAGACCUAAUCCAGCUAUUGAAUUAAUGGUGUCUGUAGUUGAGAGUGCCUAG